This is a messenger RNA of Macaca mulatta (Rhesus monkey), 666 nucleotides long. It is a transcript of the gene SDF2L1, whose product is annotated as stromal cell derived factor 2 like 1. The record is from RefSeq and is marked provisional. NCBI's taxonomy places the organism in Eukaryota, Metazoa, Chordata, Mammalia, Primates, Cercopithecidae.
AUGUGGAGCGCGGGCCGCGGCGGGUCUGCCGGGCCGGUGCUGUUGGGGCUGCUGCUGGCGCUCUUAGUGCCGGGCGGUAGUGCCGCCAAGACUGGCGCGGGGCUCGUGACCUGCGGGUCGGUGCUGAAGCUGCUCAAUACGCACCACCGGGUGCGGCUGCACUCGCACGACAUCAAAUACGGAUCCGGCAGCGGCCAGCAAUCGGUGACCGGCGUGGAGGCGUCGGACGACGCCAAUAGCUACUGGCGGAUCCGCGGCGGUUCGGAAGGCGGGUGCCCGCGUGGGUCCCCGGUGCGCUGCGGGCAGGCAGUGCGGCUCACGCAUGUGCUUACAGGCAAGAACCUACACACGCACCACUUCCCGUCACCGCUGUCCAACAACCAGGAGGUGAGUGCCUUUGGGGAAGACGGCGAGGGUGACGACCUGGACCUAUGGACAGUGCGCUGCUCUGGACAGCACUGGGAGCGUGAGGCUGCUGUGCGCUUCCAGCACGUGGGCACCUCUGUGUUCCUGUCAGUCACGGGUGAGCAGUAUGGAAGCCCCAUCCGUGGGCAGCAUGAGGUCCACGGCAUGCCCAGUGCCAACACGCACAAUACAUGGAAGGCCAUGGAAGGCAUCUUCAUCAAGCCUAGUGUGGAGCCCUCUGCAGGUCACGAUGAACUCUGA